Molecule: messenger RNA, 2772 nt
Organism: Aspergillus campestris IBT 28561
Lineage: Eukaryota; Fungi; Ascomycota; Eurotiomycetes; Eurotiales; Aspergillaceae
Product: putative glycerol-3-phosphate acyltransferase Sct1
Exons: 4
Coding region: 227-2476 (749 amino acids)
Biological process (GO): phospholipid biosynthetic process
Cellular component (GO): endoplasmic reticulum membrane
Molecular function (GO): glycerol-3-phosphate O-acyltransferase activity; glycerone-phosphate O-acyltransferase activity
Source: RefSeq, a predicted model, not a curated record
UUUGAGAUCCUCAUCGGUAAGAGAUUCGUACAAUUCAUGAAUCCUUCCCCACACGACCCAUCAAUUGACCAACACGUCUUUCGUUUCCCGCACAGGUCAAUGCUCAUGCGUCAUUCCCCUCGAGUCUCGCUUCCCCAGGUCGUCUCUCACCUUCUCCGACCGGCGCAUUCCCAUCUGUCUACCCACUAGGUCUGGAUUUGAUCCGGGCAUUGUCGAAAACAACAAAAUGCCGACCCAACCGCGCAUCCCGCCCUUGAUCGGGUGGUUAUAUGAUCUGGUCCUCUGGACCUUUUCCGUGCUGGUCGACCUCUUCUUCCGGGAGGUCCAUCCCCGCGGUUCCUGGAAGAUCCCCCGCAAGGGUCCCAUGAUUCUGGUCGCUGCUCCUCAUGCGAAUCAGUUCGUCGACUCGUUGAUCCUCAUGCGCGUGUUGCGCAGCGAAGCCCAUCGCCGCAUCUCAUGGCUCAUCGCAGAGAAAUCCUUCCGCCGCAAGUUUAUUGGCAUGUUGGCCCGAGGCAUAGGCACGGUUCCAGUCAGCCGAGCGAUGGAUAACAUGAAGCCGGGCAAGGGCAUGAUCUAUCUGCCCGACCCCGUCAACCAGCCCACGCUGGUGCGCGGGGUGGGCACCGACUUCGAAGGCCCGGGCUAUGAGAAGGACGGCACGAUCGCGCUGCCUACCAUCAACGGGGUAUCGCACAAUGGAACCAUUGCGGAGAUCCACGGCCCCGAGGAGUUGGUCUUGAAAAAGCCACUCACGCAUAAGGACGCUCUUUUCCAACUCACGGGGCGGACGGACAUCUCGGACGAGGGCAAGUUCACGGGCGACGUCGCCGAUCAGGACCUCGGCGACUUCAAAGGGUCCAAGUUCAAGGUGUCGCCGCACGUGGACCAGACGGCCGUCUACAAUGCCGUCUUUGCUCGGUUAAACGCGGGUGGCUGUAUUGGCAUCUUUCCCGAAGGGGGCAGUCAUGAUCGGACCACCUUGUUGCCUUUGAAAGCGGGCGUGGCCAUGAUGGCUCUUGGUACCUUGGCCGACAACCCCGACUGUGGGUUGAAGAUCGUUCCCUGCGGGAUGAACUAUUUCCACGCCCACAAGUUCCGCUCGCGCGCCGUCAUUGAGUUUGGCACCCCGAUCGAAAUACCCAAGGAACUCGUAGAUCUGUAUAGAAAGGGAGAACGGCGCGAAGCGGUCGGCCCGCUUUUAGACCUUAUAUACCAGGCCCUUGGUGCGGUCACCGUGACGAGCCCGGAUUACGACACUUUAAUGGCAAUCCAAGCGGCCCGCCGUCUCUAUAACAUCCGGGGUAAAAAGCUCCCGUUGCCCAUGGUCGUGGAGCUGAAUCGCCGUCUUGUAAAGGGGUACGCCCACUUCAAGGAUGACCCGCGGAUUGUCUACCUGAAGAAAUCCAUCGCGGACUACAACCGGGAGCUGCGUCUGUUGGGGAUCCGCGACCACCAGGUGGAAUAUGCGAGGUUCUCGUUCUUCCGGGUGAUCGGCACCCUGGUCGGCCGCCUCCUUCAGUUAGUCUUUCUUACGAUAGGGACCCUUCCGGGGUUGCUCCUGUUUACGCCCGUCUUCAUCGUCACCAAGGUGAUCUCGAUCCAAAAGUCGAAAGAAGCCUUGGCGGCGUCCACGGUGAAGCUGCAGGGGCGGGAUGUGAUGGCCACCUGGAAGCUCCUCGUCGCCCUUGCAUUUGCCCCCACGCUCUAUGCCUUCUAUGCUGCGGCCUUUACCUACUGGGCUUACCGUAAUCGAAUCCAAGGGCUCCUCCCUUCCAGUAUGCCGCUGUGGCUGAUUGUGCCGAUCGCCAUGGUCCUGUUCCCGGCCAUCACUUUUGCGGCCCUCCGGAUCGGCGAGAUCGGGAUGGACAUCGUCAAGUCCCUCCCGCCCCUGGUGCUCUCCCUGAACCCCUCCUCCGCCAACAGCCUUGUAAGACUCCGCCACCAGCGUGCUGCACUGGCACAACACGUGACCGAGGCCAUCAACACGCUCGGUCCGGAGCUGUUCCCCGACUUCGACGCAGCCCGGGUUGUCUCCGACCCCUUCCGUGAACGGGACCGACCGACGAAGCAGGAGGGAGAGGCAGCCGCGGUGCCGGAGCUCAAGCGGGCUAGCACGAGCGAACACGAAGAGGAUUCGACGACCAAGGAACCCCUCCCUCGGAACGAGUCCUUCCACAACCUGGCCAACAUCGGCUUCUUCUCAACGCGGCCUCCCAGUCGCAGCCGUAGCCGCAGCUACAGCCACAGUCGCAGCAGCUCCUUUGGCGGACGGCCGGGAUCAUCGGGGCAACAGCUGAAAGCCAUGAGCCAGAUCAACUCCACUGGCGAAUUCGACCAAGUCAGUGCGAAGAUCCGAGAUGCCAUGCGGGAACGCGGGGCCCGUCGACGCCGACAAAGUGAAGACAGUGUCAGCCGGGGUGCGAUCAGUUCCGAUCCAGGGACUCCGUCGAGUGAGGAGGGACGAAAGGAUCUGUAAUAAGUUCUUUCUUCUUCCUUUUUCCUUCUUUGCCUCUCUCUUCCCUUCCCACCCACCUCACUUUUAUUUAUGACCCCCUUUUCUUUCUCUGUUUCCCUAUUCCCUGUUUAUCUAUCCCUUUCCCUUUCCCCUUUGACCUUUGUUUCUAUAUAUCCGUACUAGCGGCGGUGUUUGGCGUUGAAUGUUUUGUGUAUGUAAUGGAUGUGUGCCAGCGAGGGGUACCGAGGAUGAUGACGCACGAGAAAACGAGUAGCCAACGAGACUGGAUUGAGUAGAAAAGAAAGAAAAAAUUAAUG